Messenger RNA from Lates calcarifer (barramundi perch), 2269 nucleotides. RefSeq names its product carbonic anhydrase VII (gene ca7). NCBI's taxonomy places the organism in Eukaryota, Metazoa, Chordata, Actinopteri, Centropomidae. Bases 117 to 905 code for a protein of 262 amino acids. The record is from RefSeq and is a predicted model, not a curated record. Gene Ontology annotation, biological process: regulation of intracellular pH. Gene Ontology annotation, molecular function: carbonate dehydratase activity; zinc ion binding. The transcript has 7 exons. Gene Ontology annotation, cellular component: cytoplasm.
UAAACUUCAUCAAUAGCUGCACUGACUGAUGUCCGCGUCCGUCCUCCUCGUGCGCACCGGAGUGCAGAAGUCACGCAAAGACAGCUUGGUUCGACUUGAAUCCGCAAACAGGGACAAUGACAGGGAAUCACUGGGGAUACGGAAAAGAGAACGGUCCUUCUGUAUGGCACAAAAACUACCCUGUUGCCCAGGGGAACCGGCAGUCUCCCAUUGACAUCAUACCUCAACAGGCUUCACAUGACUCCAGUCUGGGCCCAAUCGUCCUGAACUACGAUCAGUGUACCUCCAUCAACAUCGCCAAUAAUGGACACUCUGUAGUUGUAGAGUUUGAUGACUCGGACGACCGUUCAGUGAUCCGGGGGGGCCCUCUUGACAACCCCUACAGACUGAAACAGUUCCACUUCCACUGGGGCGGAAAGGGCUGCCACGGCUCUGAGCACACUGUUGCAGGAAUUAGCUAUGCAUCUGAGCUUCAUUUAGUACACUGGAAUGCUGUCAAGUACAAGACAUUUGGGGAGGCUGCAGCAGCUCCUGACGGCCUCGCUGUGCUCGGCAUCUUUUUAGAUACAGGUGACGACCACAGAUGGCUCCACAUGAUAACAGAUGUUCUGUACAUGGUGAAAUUUAAGGGCAGUGUGACAGAUUUCAAAGGUUUCAACCCCAAGUGCCUCCUACCCAGCAGCCUCCACUACUGGACUUACCUGGGAUCGCUGACCACACCCCCCCUACAUGAGAGCGUCACCUGGAUCGUCCUGAAGGAGCCGAUCAUCGUAUCGGAAAAGCAGCUGGGCAAGUUUAGAAUGCUUCAGUUCACUGGAGAGGAAGAGGAUCAGAGGCUACGCAUGGAAAACAACUUCAGGCCUCCUCAGCCUCUCAAAGGCAGGAAAGUACGCUCCUCCAACUAAUGUGACCUCAACAGAUCUGAAGUCCUAAAUAACAGCCGCUCUUGUAGACAACAGUGAAUGCAUUAAUUUGAGUGUAAUUUAUACCUCAUGGUAGCUUGUCAUGAGGAGGAUUUCUGAUUUACAUUUAUACAGAAGGAAAAAGUUCAAGGAGUAAUUCUCAUCACUGCCAGCACAUAGAGAUGCAUGUUUCCCUCUACUGGUCAGAAGCUUGACUACCAGAGGGAGGAAUCAGUUUUUGAAUGAUUUAUGGAAAAAUAAAAGGAUGUUAUGAAGCAAUAUAAUAUAAGUAGUCAGCAAAUUUAUUAUUUGAAUACUACUAUGUGGUAUUUGGUGAUAUUAUCUUAUUAUUAUGAGCUGUACUUGUUCCUCCACAAGAUGUUCAAGGACAAGUGUUGCUGAGGCAACAGGGUGCUACAUAAACUAGCAGCAAACUCUUCUGAUGAUGAAGAUGCUGUUCUAUGCAAUGAGUAAGUCUGUACAUGAGUACAGUCUGUUGCUGAUUGCAAUCACACCUCUCUGCCGCCUGCAGAUUCACAGCCUUCGCCUCCUUACUGAUCCCAAUUGAUCCCCUGAUGAUCCUAGCCUAUUGCUGGUGGAUUCCCAGUCCUUCUGGCCAUAGAGCCCUUCCAGUCCAGCAAUCCCAACUGGAGGUGGGAUAGGAUUAGUUCUGCAUUUGCUUUAACUGGUCUGUUUGGCCAUGACAUAGGGCAUGUAAGUCUCAGGUCCUUUAGAGCUCAAGAGACUGAGAUAUUCACCCCCAGCAGGAUGCUGUAUUAUUUUUAGCAUGCUCUCCAGAUUUAACAAAAACCCAACCAUUUCUUAUAUAGGAUUUCUAAAACUCCAGCAACCCUGACCAGAGCCCAAUGAACAGAUUUCAAAUCAAACAUCAAACACAGAGUCUUCACUUUUAUGAUCUUCAUUCUGAGAUUAAACUUUAUCCUGUCUGAAGUGUCACAUUUCCUGGCUAGGUGUUUCUGCUAGGCAGGAGGUAAUGCAUACUGUUAUUAACAGCUCACCUCUGAGGUUGUACUUGAAUGAAAAUAUAUGCACAGUCCGGGAUGUAUGAGUUAAUGCCUGACAGAGGCUCCUGUGUUUCACUUGGGUGAGUUAUGGCAGCUCUGUGUAAUGCUGGUCCUUAUUUAGAUGGACUUGGAUUUUUACCAAUGCAGAAGAAUGGCAGGGAUUAACUCAUAUUGUACCCAUACAACAAAACGCACACAUAAAUAAAGGCAUCUUAGAUAUGAUUGUUUUAUGCUGUUGAUGUGAAAGAACAUUAAAAAUGUAAUUUAUGGGGUGGUUUGAAUAUUUUUGUAAUGCAUUCAAAAUUUUGCCAUGUUUGCUGAAUGGAAUAAAAUUCAAAACAA